CGCAGGAGGAGCACCAGAGCCGGGGAAGCCUGACCCGGACACCAUGGAGCGGACAGGUGCGAUCACAGCGACUCUGGUGCUUCUGCUGCCACUGAUCUGCUGCUCAGGAGGGGAAACUCAGAAAUCUGCUGUCAGAGAAUAUUAUAUAGCAGCUGUAGAGAUCGGCUGGGACUACAUCUACCUGGAUGAAACUGACCCAGCGUCCGACCAAAGAUGGAGAUCCAAAGGCAUUCCUCAAAAAUACGUCAAGGCAGUUUACAGGGAAUAUACAGACUCCACAUACAGUGUCCCCAGGCCAAGACCAGCUUGGACAGGUAUUCAAGGCCCGAUGAUCGUUGCCCAGGCUGGUGAUAGAGUGGUGGUCCACUUCAAGAACCUGGCCUCUCAGCCCUACAGCAUCAGCCCCGUAGGAAUCACCUACUGGAAACAGUCAGAAGGAGCCGGUUAUGAUGACUCCACUGCAGGCCGGGAGAAGGAGGAUGAUGCCAUCUCUCCUGGAGGAUAUUACGAGUACGUUUGGGACAUCAACUAUAAAGACAGUCCCACCCCCAGUGACCCCGACUGUCUCACGUACUCAUACUCGUCCCAGGUGGAUACAGUCAGAGACGUCAACUCGGGACUCAUCGGUGCCCUGCUCAUCUGUAAACCAAGUGCCUUCACAGAUGGGCAGAGGAAAUAUCCGGCGUACGUCCUGCUGUUUGCAGUGUUCGAUGAGACAAAGAGCUGGUAUGGAGAGGUAGGCGAGAGGCAGAGCAGGGAGAAGUUCAAGAGGACUGAUGGCAGGAAGGAAUACCACACCAUCAAUGGAUAUGUCAACUCUACGUUACCUGGUUUGACAGUGUGUCAGGGCCGCAGUCCUGUGUUUUGGCACAUGAUUGGGGUGGGCACAUCUCCAGAAAUCCACUCCAUUCAGUUUCAAGACCACUCUUUGCAGGUAUUGAGCCAUCGUAAAGUGACAGUGGAGGUGACCCCUAUGACCUUCAUCACUGCGGAAAUGAGAGCCACCUCAGUAGGACGCUUUCCCAUCAGCUGUCAGAUAAAUUCUCAUCAUCAUGAUGGCAUGAACGCAGUGUUCAAUGUGGAGAAAUGCCCUGAGCCUGUCACUCCGCCGGUGCCUGACCUGCGUAAUGUCAAACACAAUUAUGACGACUACUAUGAUGAUUUGUUCAACUUUCAAACCAAGAAGCCACAAGUUCAAGUCAGAGCGAGCAGAGGACAACAGUCCAAAACCUGGGUGCAUUACAUCGCUGCUGAAGAGGUCACCUGGGACUAUGCUCCUCAUCUGGAACCCACAGACAGCAAUUUGCAGUCCAGAUAUCUGCCUGCUGUUCCCCAUCACCUCGACUACAAGUAUAAAAAGGUUGUGUAUGUGGAGUACACAGACGGAUCUUUUACUCAGAGGAAAAAUCCUGACAACACACUGCUGGGUCCAAUUCUGAAAGGAAAAGUUAAUGAUCAGUUGCAUAUCAUUUUUAGAAACCUGGCCAGUCGUCCUUUCAAUAUCUUCCCCAAUGGACUCACCAAGAUCAUUCCACUGCAGAAGACCACGAAUGCUGCAGAGCAGGACUUGCGCUCAAUGGGAGUUCCACCUAACGGGACGUUUGGCUACAUUUGGUCGCUAACAACAGAUGACGGGCCGUUGGAGGAAGAUCCUCCAUGUCUGACCCAAUUGUAUCAGAGCACUGUGUCCCUGGAGAAGGACUUGGCCUCUGGACUGGUGGGCACACUGCUCAUCUGCAAGUCUGACACCAUCGAUAUCAGAGGAAACCUGUUGGGAGCAGACAAGAAGUUCAGCCUUGUAUUUGCUGUGUUUGAUGAGAACAGAAGUUGGUACUUUGACGAAAACAUGCAGCAGUCCAACCAAAAGUCCUUCAACAUCACUGACCCUGAAUUCUAUAACUCAAAUGUCAUUUACAGUGUAAAUGGCAUCAUGUUCAGUCAGCGUCGGUUUGUGAUGUGUCAGACUGAUGUCCCCUUUUGGCAUGUAGCCAACGUGGGGGCCCAAAGUGAUUUCCUCUCUGUCUACUUCACCGGAAACCUAUUUCAGUACCAAGGCAGCUACCAGUCUGUCGUCACCCUCUUCCCAAUGACUGCUGUGACUGUUCCCAUGGAGACCGAGCUGAUUGGUGAGUGGGAGAUCAGUGCUUUUGACGGCAGCCUCAAGAGCCGAGGAAUGAGCAUCCGCUACACCGUUCGUCCCUGCAACAAUGAAGGUCUCCCUUUAGCUGAUCACGAUGAUGACGAUGAUGAUAUCUCCGACUAUAUUGAUGACUUGGAUUUUGGGCCAAGAGGCUUCAGACCUCAAAAUCGUACAAUGUUGGUUCGAGUGUGCAACAGUACUCAGUCAGUAAACACUUCUGGUCAAAAUGACACUCAAACUGAGGGGACUGGGGAAGCAUGUCAGCUAAGGAAAGUUACAGUAACAUCAGUGGAAGAGGGGAAGUCUCCGUUAGAGGAAGGAAUCCCUCAGGAUAUCUUGGAUGACAUAGAGAAAGAUGAUGAGUUGACAGCUCCUCAGAAUCAGACAGAACCCUUGGAAAACAGAGGCGGUAGACUGAGAAGACAGACAGAUGGAAACUGGACAAAUGGAGAUAUAAGUUCUGGAGCUUUUGAAGAUGCAGGAACUACAAUAACGACUGUAGUAGAAGUCACGGAAAAUAUUGCUGACAGUGAGGCUGAAGUGAAGAGUGAGGUAAUGAAUGAAAUGCCAAGUGAAAAGAAUGCAACUACAGUAGGACUUGAAGAGAGCAACGAGAUCUUACUGGACAGUGAACCACUGCUGAGUGAGGAGGUCUCAAUUGUAGAAUUAAGCAAUUUAGAAGACAUGGAUCAAAACUUAGUACCACAAAACAACGUUAAGAUUGAACAUGAGAAGCUUACAGAUGAUCCGAUGGCUCUGAAACCCAACUUCACUGCUACCAACACCAACACAACAAGGAUGGAUCUGUCUCUCGAGUAUGAUGACUACAAUCAGGAGAUGAACAGCACAUCAGAAAUAUUCGGCACUGAUUCCAUUGACCCUCGCUCUGGAGGCGGCCCCCAUGGCCACUUUUACUACAUUGCAGCAGAGGAGAUCACCUGGGACUAUGGCAUCAGAAAACCACAUCAGCUCAUUAAACCCAGAGAGAUGCGUCGAGGGAUGAGGAAGUUCCUGCCAGAGUACAAAAAGGUGGUGUUUCGAGCCUACGAAGAUGCACACUUCCUGAAACCUGUCAACAGAGGAGAGCUUGAGGAACACCUGGGGAUUAUGGGACCCUUCAUCAGAACCGAGAUUGAUGAUGUGCUCACUGUGAUAUUUAAGAACAAAGCACAGAGACCUUACUCUUUUCACCUUCACGGAGUCUAUGACCGCAGUCAGGGGGCCGGCAUUGCCCAAACCAGUUCUUCCUCUGCUCCACCAGGAGUACCAGGAGAACCUGUACCUCCUGGGGAAGCCCGGACAUAUAAUUGGAAAGUCACCCGAAAACAAGGACCCACUGACCCCAAAUUUGAUUGCAAGACCGGAGCUUACUACUCCACUGUGGACAAGGAGAGAGACCUUCACUCCGGUCUGAUCGGUCCACUGGUGAUCUGUAAGUCUGGUAAACUCAAGACUAAUCAGAACGCACAGCAAGACCUUCGGGAGUUUUCCCUUCUGUUCCACACCUUUGAUGAAACUAAAAGCUGGUACCUGGAGGAAAACCUGCAGCGUUACUGUGCCCCACCGUGCCAGGUCAACACAGAGGACCCCUGGUAUCACACCAGCAAUAUGUUUGCAGCUAUAAACGGCUAUGUGGCGGAGACUCUCCCUGGUUUAAGGGUUGCUCAGCGCCAGCUUGUCAGGUGGCACCUCCUGAAUGUAGGAAGCGACAGAGAGUACCACGCUGUGCACUUCCAUGGCUUGCCUUUUACGGUUCACGCUCAACAGGAACAUCGUAUGGGCGUCUACAGCCUCUUUCCUGGAGUAUUUGGCACAGUGGAGAUGAGUCCCCCCACGGUUGGCACAUGGCUGGUGGAAUGUUCAAUAGGAGACCACCAGCUGGCUGGCAUGAGGGCUAAACUGAUGGUCUAUAAUCCAGGGUGUGUCAUGCCGCUGGGAAUGAAAUCAGGGUGGAUCGAAGAUUCCCAGAUCACAGCAUCAGAUCAUAUAAAUAGCUGGGAGCCUCGGCUGGCGAGGCUGGAUCAGUCCGGUUAUAUCAAUGCCUGGAUGGGCAGAAACAACAAGUCAUGGAUACAGGUUGACCUUCAGAGGCCCACGCUGCUGCAUGGUCUGCUAACACAGGGAGUACGGUCUAAGCUGAGGGACCACUACAUCACAUUCUUCACUGUCUCCUACAGCCUGGACCAGGAGUCUUGGACCACUUACGUAGGAAAUAACACCAGGCAAACCAGUCGCUUUCAUGGCAACACGGACAGCUCCAGGGUGAAAGAAAACCGCUUCUUUCCGCCACUGGUGGCUCGCUACAUCAGGAUUCAUCCAUACCGAUUUGUGCAGAGGCCUGCUCUACGACUGGAGCUGCUGGGUUGCGACCUCAACAGCUGCUCAUUCCCUCUUGGACUCCAGAGACAGAUUAAUGACACCAGAUUUAAGGCCUCCUCGCAUUAUUCAUCUCUGCUGCAGAGCUGGAAGCCGAGCCUCGCCCGCCUCCAUCUGAAAGGCCGUGCCAACGCCUGGAGGCCAAAGAACAACAACCCCCACGAGUGGCUGCAGGUUGACUUGGAGAAAGUCCGGCGCAUCACAGGGGUCAUCACCCAAGGAGCUCGAUCACUGCUGACCCAAAUGAUGGUGACCGAGUUCUCAGUCACCGUCAGUCCUGAUGGACAGUCGUGGAGCAGCGUGUUAGAGGAGAACUCCCAAAGAGAAAAGAUCUUUAACGGAAACAACGAUCCAGAUGAGGAAGCCCUCAGUGUUUUCGAUCCUCCUCUGUUCGGCCGUUUCCUCCGAAUCCACCCACGGGGUUGGAUCAACGACAUCGCCCUGCGGCUGGAGGUGCUCGGCUGCGACACUCAGCAGGGAAUCUGAAACAGAAACCACCAGCAGCAUGAAGCAGUGUUUUAGUAGCAGUGAAGGAUUUCUAAAGUUUUUGUUUUGGAGUCAUGAGAAAUGAAAAAUUGUAAUGCAGAGCACUUGUUAAACUUUCUGAAGCUAUUUCUUCUACAACCACAACUUUGUUUACAUUUUCACUUUUUUUGUUUGUUUGCCAGUGCAUUGUGCUAUUUAAUCAUUUCCCAACUCUUGUUCAAAGAUUAUUUUUGUUGUAAAGGACAUUAUUAUAUUUGAGGUCAUUAAAAUGGAUGUAAUAUGUUGAUGUAUAAGAAUAUGUAGUUUUAAAAAGCCAGUUUUAGUUGAGUUACACAGUAUUUAUGUAUUUGCACACAGCUGUGCUAACUGCAAAGCUAACUUUAUGAAUGUAAGCCUGUGUAAAUAUUUCGGACUCAGAUGGAUGAAUAUAGUUUGACUGGUUGUUAUAUAUCAUUGGAGGAGAAUGUAUUUUUGUGCUUUAUUUGAGUUCUCAUAAACAAUUAUUUUAAUGGAA
Messenger RNA from Amphiprion ocellaris (clown anemonefish), 5516 nucleotides. RefSeq names its product coagulation factor VIII, procoagulant component (gene f8). The record is from RefSeq and is a predicted model, not a curated record. The coding region runs from base 44 to 5002 and encodes 1652 amino acids. The transcript is spliced from 27 exons. Gene Ontology annotation, molecular function: oxidoreductase activity; copper ion binding. Lineage: Eukaryota; Metazoa; Chordata; Actinopteri; Pomacentridae.